GCGCAUGUUUAUAAAAUGUUUAUACGCGCUGCGACUCGUUUCUAUUUCGCGAUCGCUAAACGUAUCCCAGUUCGUAUUAUCAGUCGGCAUGUUCGGUACCAAAUGGACGCCCGCUGCAUUUCGUUAUUGCUGCUCUGUAGUUUCGUUACGUAUUCUAAGAAUUCAGAUAUACCGAAAUUUGGACAGGCUAUUAGUAACCUAACAGUACCUAUUGGUCGGGAAGCAGUUCUAUCCUGUGUUGUCGACGACCUGAACACGUACAAGGUAGCUUGGCUGCGUGUUGACACUCAAACCAUAUUAACCAUACAUAAUCACGUGAUAACAAAAAACCAUCGAAUAGCGGUCACCCAAAGCGAUCGUCGUAUGUGGUAUUUGCACAUACGUGAAGUACAAGAGACAGAUCGAGGAUUUUACAUGUGCCAAAUAAACACAGACCCGAUGAAGAGUCAAGUUGGGUAUUUAGACGUCGUAGUACCUCCAGACAUCCUGGACUACCCCACAAGUACUGACAUGGUUGUCCGGGAAAAUAGCAACGUUAGUUUAAAAUGCGCCGCUUCUGGGUCACCGACUCCGCGAAUAACGUGGCGCAAAGAAGGCGGAGAAUUAAUUGCCUUAAACAAUGGCCAAGAAGUUUCAACGGUGGAAGGAUCCACUUUAAACAUAAGCCGAGUAAAUCGGUUACACAUGGGAGCUUAUCUAUGCAUCGCAUCAAACGGUAUACCACCUACAGUCAGUAAAAGAAUCAUGCUCAUUGUACAAUUUCCACCGAUGAUAUGGGUACAGAACCAGUUAGUCGGUGCUCAAAUAGGACAAUCCGUAACGUUAGAAUGUCUUUCGGAGGCGUAUCCGAAAUCGAUAAAUUACUGGACCAGAGAAAAUGGAGAUAUCAUCUCUCAAGGUACCAAGUACGAUACCGAGUUUACAGACAACGCGUACAAAAUUUUGAUGAAAUUGACAAUAAAAGCAGUAACGUCGAGUGAUAUUGCUACAUAUCGAUGUGUUUCAAAGAACUCCCUAGGAGAUACGGAUGGUACCAUUAAGUUAUACGAAAUUCCUGCUCCUACUACACUUCCAACGACUACUACCACGACGACGACUACGACUACAACGAAGCCACCGGAACAUCGAGGUGUCGAACCAAAGAAAAAAGUCCUCAAACCGAAACAAGAGACAAACAUCAAUAACAUAAAUAGCAAUACAAGAAUCAACGAAAAAAGUAUCAAAUCAGAAUACACCGAACGAGGCAGUAAGCCAUCCAAAGUAGCCAUUAUGGAGUCUGGUCACGUGCAAACCGUUUUACAUUCGUCGUCCAACAGUUGCUGGUGCUGUACUUCGAAUCGUAUUACCACGUUCACCGCAUUUACCACAUGUAUUAUCUUAUCUAAGCAUUUAUUAUCGUAUUUUAAAUGUAGUAUAUGCUAAACCGAUAUUAUGCACUUUGUUGUAAUGGUGCCGGUGCCAUGGCCAAGCAACCCUAUCUGCGCCUUGGAUGAAAUCGUCGUGUGAUAUAAGUGAGUAGUUUUCUGUUUGGAGGAAAAAAUCGUCUGUACAUUCCCCUAUCCCCAUUCGAAUAUGUUUUUUCCUUUUUUUUUUUUUUUACAUCGUAAUCCUGUUAUUGUGUUUUUUGUUUCUUCGUUACAUUUUCCGAAAUAUAAUAAAUUUUCCCAUUUACUCUGCCCUCCGCAAUCUUCCCUGUUCCUCAUACAGAAUCAGAAACACACAUGAGGAAGUGUUUGAGAGAUUUCGAACAAUAGAGCAUAAAAAUUUCGUAACGCCCUAUCGUAUGUGUUAAAUAAAGUUACGCGUGAUAUCAUAUACAUAAAUUUUUGUUCAUAUGUAAUAUAAAUAUUUAUUUGUAUUAGGAUUUAAGUGAGUAUAUAUUUACUUAUAUACCAUAUUAAUUUAUAGACAAACUCAUUUGUUUUCGUUUAUGUUUUUUUUUUUCGUUCUUUUUUACGAUGCAAAAAUUUUGCCCAUAAUAGCUUUUGAAUUUGGAGAUGUUAAUUUUGUUCGAAGGAUACAAGGACGCCAUCUGUAGUUAAGCUUCGUUACCAAACGAGCGUUACUUUUUUAUCGUGUUUUAUUUUACCUAUACAAUUUUAUUAAUAAUUUUUCGGUUUGUUUUUUUUUGUUUCGUGUUGGCGAUUUUGUAACCUUCUUGUUAUAGCAAAUAUUGUUACUUAUUUUGAAAACAAGUUUUUGUAUGUAAUUGUUUAUGAAUUUUUUUUCUAGGUGUAGUAUUGAUUAACAUGCCAUAUCAGUGUAUUUGUAAAAUAUACGAAUUUUCCAAUA
Molecule: messenger RNA, 2292 nt
Organism: Planococcus citri (citrus mealybug)
Lineage: Eukaryota; Metazoa; Arthropoda; Insecta; Hemiptera; Pseudococcidae
Product: lachesin-like
Exons: 10
Coding region: 16-1422 (468 amino acids)
Cellular component (GO): neuron projection
Source: RefSeq, a predicted model, not a curated record